Molecule: messenger RNA, 2379 nt
Organism: Lycium ferocissimum
Lineage: Eukaryota; Viridiplantae; Streptophyta; Magnoliopsida; Solanales; Solanaceae
Product: putative kinase-like protein TMKL1
Exons: 2
Coding region: 408-1484 (358 amino acids)
Biological process (GO): protein phosphorylation
Molecular function (GO): protein kinase activity; ATP binding
Source: RefSeq, a predicted model, not a curated record
GGCCUAAAGUGACACUAUUUCGAUGAAGACAGAUGGGGGAAUAGAGAGGCAAUUAAUACAAGAAGAAACAUGAUUUGAAGAAAUGAAUGAAUUCCAUAAAAUAGGCACAUGCCUCCUUCUGUCUCUCUCUCUCUGACUUGUUCUUUUCUCUCUCCUUUUUCCUCUGUCUGCCAAGCCAAAGUCCCUCUUCCUGAUUUCGUUUCCGCAAAAUCCCCACAAUCUCCGCAACCCCCUUUACAUUAUUAUUCCCUUAUGAUAACAACAACAUUCCACUUUCAACCUCCAUUUACACAUUUUCAAGACUUUGGCAUUCUCAAAAUUCUAACCAGAUCUUGGAUCUUCUUUAAAAUGUCAUAAAGGUUCACCAUUUCAGUAACCCCCAAGUGUCAGCCCUUUUCAUUAAAGAAAUGGAACACAAGCAUAUGCUCAUACUUAUUAUAGUACCAAGUUCAGUAACUGCAAUACUUGUUUUAUUGCUCUUGAUUUAUUGCUGUAGAAGGAAAAGAGUGGAAGGUGUUUCUAGAGAUGUAGAAGCUAGUUUUGAGGUUAAAGAAAGAGAUGGGGUUGAAAAAGAUUUGUUGAUCAAGUUUCAAGAUGGUGAAGAUCUCAGUGUAUAUGAUAUCUUGGAUGCACCUGGAGAAGUUAUAGGGAAAUCAAGUUAUGGGACUUUAUACAGGGCUACUUUGCUGAGUAUUGAUAGGCUUACAUUGUUGAGAUUCUUGAGACCAGCUUGCACUGUGACAAUGAAAGAAGUGGUGCCUGUUAUGGAGCUUUUGGGGUCUUUAAGGCAUCCUAAUUUGGUGCCUUUGUGUGCAUUUUAUGCAGGGCCAAGAGGAGAGAAAUUGAUGGUACAUCCUUUUUAUCGCCAUGGAACCUUAGCUCAAUUGAUUAGAGACGGGAAUGGUGAGGCUCAUAAAUGGCACAUCAUAAGUAGGAUCUCCACUGGCAUUGCUCAAGGACUGAAUUAUCUUCACACAGAUUUGGAAAUUCCCAUAAUCCACGGGAAUCUCAAGUCGAAUAAUAUACUUUUGGAUCGUCACUUCAGACCUUAUGUGUCCGAUUUUGGGUUGCAUCUUCUCCUGAAUCCAACUGCAGGCCAAGAAAUGCUUGAAGCUUCAGCAGCUCAGGGAUACAAAGCCCCUGAAUUAAUCAAGAUGAAAGAAGUUAGUGAAGAAACUGAUAUUUACAGCCUUGGGAUUAUCUUGUUAGAGUUAGUAACAGGGAAAGAACCAUUCUACAAGAAACCAAAUCUUGAUAAGGAUAUUUAUUUGCCUAAUGCCAUUCAAAGUGCAGUUCUUGAUCAUAGAGUUGUGGAUUUUUUCCAUCCACAGAUUCUGCUUAGCCAAGGUGAUGGCCAAAGGGAAGUUAAUGAAGAUCAUGUUUAUGAAUUCCUUCAGCUUGCAAUGGCUUGUUGUUCUCCCUCACCUGCUCUUAGGCCUAGUAUAAAGCAGGUUCUUCGCAAGCUUGAAGAAAUUGGAAAAUGAAAAUGAACAAUCUUUCUGCUUCUGCUUGAAGCAUGACCUGUUUCGUCUGACUGACUUGAUCUAAUCGAUCGAUAUUGACAUACUUAAGGUCAUGAUAAGCAUGUUGAUGAUGCUGAUAUAACGCUCUGACUUCGUGUGAGGAAACUGCUUUUUGGGGGACAUGUCUUAAUUCCCUAUGUGCAAUCACAGCAAGAGAAUGUUGUGAAGCUUGAAUCAAUUGGCAAGAACUAUGAAGUUGGUGUCCAGUUCUUUUGUCCAAGCACAAGUUCACUCAAGAAUCAGAAACAAGUUUCUCGAUCCUGAAGAUUCGAAAAGUUUUAUUUUGUGAUUCACACGACUAAUACAAGUCGCGUGAGACUCUUUUUUGUCUCACAAAAAGUGAACCCAAAAGUGUAAGAUUUGGGUCCCCACUUAGUUGUGUGAGACACAUAAUAAAAUUGUUCGAUUCGAUUCACAGUGCUCUCAUAAAGAAAGGGGUGGAUGGAUUAGGAACUACACAUUGCCAUAUGACCGAGAUAUUUGUAAAUUAUAGUUGAAAGUUUAAAGAGUGACGUUUAAUUAGUUUAUCCUGUGAUAGCAGUUAACAACCAGAGACGUCUCAAUUUCAGAGAAAAUCUGGUGACAGUUGGAAGCUCCAAUGGAUCCAUAAGAUACAAUCACCACCAACCGAGUGCAUGUACCAUGAUUUGUUGACAAAUGUGGUGAACAUUUUUGUGUUUUUUGGGUUAAAAGCUUAAACAUUACUUAGAAAGGACACACUGUUUCAGCAACAAGACAAAGAGGAGUCAUUUCCCAUCAACAUCAUUGAAAUUAUUGAUCUGCCAGUUUUGUCAUUGUCCGAAAAGUCUAACACUAUAAGAUUUACAAAGCUUACUGUAUUGAUUUGAUUACUGUA